Danaus chrysippus (African queen) is the source of this 2367-nucleotide messenger RNA. Lineage: Eukaryota; Metazoa; Arthropoda; Insecta; Lepidoptera; Nymphalidae. The record is from the annotation of a GenBank genome assembly.
AUGGCUCACUGUACGAGAGUUUUACAUGGCCAAGGUGGCAGGACGAGGCUUGCGCUCGUGGAAAUACAGAAACGAUGCUUCAGUGUAUCACCAUUAACCGCAGCAGCGGCCCAGGUCGCGAUGUCAAAAUUCGACAAAGCCCCCCUUCCAUAUCAAAAGUUAACCCAGAAUAUCGAAAUCGUGAAGAAAAGGUUGGGCCGAGAUUUGACCUUGUCCGAGAAGGUCUUGUACUCUCAUCUGGAUGACCCUAAAGGACAGGAAAUUGAACGUGGUACCAGCUAUCUACGUCUUCGUCCCGACCGUGUGGCCAUGCAAGAUGCCACUGCACAGAUGGCCAUGUUACAAUUUAUAUCUUCAGGACUUCCCCGAGUGGCUGUACCAUCUACCAUUCACUGUGAUCACUUAAUCGAGGCCCAAAUCGGAGGAGAUAAGGAUUUAGCCAGAGCCAAGGACCUCAACAAAGAGGUAUACAAGUUCCUUGAAACAGCCGGUGCUAAGUACGGAGUGGGUUUCUGGAAACCAGGUUCGGGUAUCAUUCAUCAGAUCAUCUUAGAGAAUUAUGCCUUCCCCGGUUUACUCAUGAUCGGUACUGACUCUCACACACCUAACGGUGGAGGACUUGGUGGACUCUGCAUCGGUGUGGGUGGAGCUGAUGCUGUAGAUGUAAUGGCCGACAUCCCCUGGGAAUUGAAGUGUCCCAAGGUUAUCGGUGUUAAACUCACAGGCAAGUUGAAGGGCUGGACGAGUCCUAAGGACGUGAUCUUGAAGGUAGCCGGCAUCUUGACAGUGAAGGGAGGUACAGGCGCCAUCGUGGAGUACCACGGACCUGGCGUAGAUUCUAUAUCAUGUACCGGCAUGGCGACCAUCUGUAAUAUGGGGGCCGAGAUCGGCGCUACAACUAGUGUGUUCCCUUACAACGCCCGUAUGGAGGCAUAUCUCAAGUCCACCGGCCGUCACGACAUCGCUUCUGCCGCUAACAGCUACAAGAACCUCUUAACUCCUGACCCCAAGGCGCCUUACGAUCAGUUAAUCGAAAUCGACCUAUCUACAUUGGAGCCCCAUGUAAACGGUCCUUUUACUCCCGAUCUCGCGAACCCGAUCUCCAAGUUGGGAGAUAUCGCUAAGAAGAACGACUGGCCCGUUGACAUCAAAGUCGGACUUAUCGGCUCCUGCACCAACUCCUCGUACGAAGACAUGGGACGAUGUGCCAGUAUUGUUAAGGAGGCCCUUAGUCACGGUGUGAAAUCCAAGAUCCCAUUCAACGUGACACCCGGCUCGGAACAAGUUCGAGCCACCAUCGAAAGGGACGGCAUCGCUCAGACACUUAGGGAGUUUGGAGGAACUGUAUUGGCUAACGCCUGCGGUCCCUGCAUCGGUCAAUGGGACCGUAAGGACGUGAAGAAGGGGGAAAAAAAUACCAUAGUGACGUCAUACAACAGAAACUUCACAGGCAGAAAUGAUGCCAACCCUGCCACACACUGCUUCGUCACCAGCCCUGAACUGGUCACGGCUCUGUCACUAGCAGGUCGUCUUGAUUUCAAUCCUCUCACCGACACUCUGAAGGGCAAAGAUGGCAAGGAGUUCAAAUUAUCAGACCCCUUCGCUGAUGAGUUACCAGCUAAAGGCUUUGACCCCGGUCAGGAUACAUAUGAACACCCACCGGCCGACGGAUCAAAGGUCAAAGUGGAUGUAUCUCCUACAUCAGACCGCCUGCAAUUGUUGGAACCCUUCGACAAGUGGGACGGCAAGGACCUCAACGACCUCACCAUACUCAUUAAGGUCAAAGGAAAAUGUACCACGGACCACAUCUCAGCUGCUGGACCCUGGCUUAAGUAUAGAGGUCACUUGGACAACAUCUCCAAUAAUAUGUUCAUAACCGCAACAAACGCGGAGAACGGCGAGUUAAACAAGGUCCGCAACAUUCAAACCGGCGAGUGGGGCCCGGUGCCUGCGACUGCGAGGGCCUACAAGGCCGCUGGAGUGAGGUGGUGUGUUGUUGGAGACGAGAACUACGGAGAAGGAUCUAGCAGGGAACACGCCGCUUUAGAACCGAGACAUCUUGGAGGAAGAGCCAUCAUUGUUAAAUCCUUCGCCAGAAUCCACGAGACCAACUUGAAGAAGCAGGGUCUCCUGCCGUUGACCUUCGCCAACCCUUCAGACUACGACAAGAUCCAGCCCUCUGACAAGAUCUCACUACUGGGACUCAACGACCUGGCACCUGGAAAGCAAGUGGAAUGCGAAAUCAAACACAAGGACGGUAAAUCCGAGCGCAUCAAACUGAACCACUCACUGAACGAACAACAGAUCUCGUGGUUCAAGGCUGGGUCAGCUCUCAACAGGAUGAAGGAGAUCGCCGCUGGGAAAUAA